UUUACUAUGCGUAACUUCUUAUGUCUGUUUACGAAUCAGGUAUUUUACAUUGUGUCAUGGUUUCCGGACAAUUACGUUUUUAACUAUGGAGGAUAUUAUGAAGCAAAUGCAUGUUGAGGAGAUCAACAUGGAUAAACAAGAUGAAAACGUAAAAGAACAAAAAAGGAAAAUAAGAAAACUACAAACUGUUCUUAAGUUUGCGGGCAGAAACGUUAAUGAUAAAGGAUCGUCUGCAAAGGUGGAAGAAAAAAUUCUAUCGAAGUCCAUGUUAAAGCUGUCAAAGAAUGUAAAAGAUGUGAGCAACAUCACUGAGGUGGAAUGUGAGAUGAUUGACAGAAGGUUCAUGGAAGGUCAUGUGCCUCGUGUUCGACAGGGUGAUGAAGAAUCAGAUUCUGAGAGUGAGGAAGAAGAAGAGGAAGAUCAUGUUAAGGAAUUUCCGGAAGAUUCAAAGUUAUCAGUUUAUGACAGGAUUAGCAAAGUACAGCAUGAGAUAACACGCAAAGUGAAAGUAAUGGUCAAAACAUUUGCUUCCAAAUAUGCAAGAUCUUUCCUAAAACGGCUUAUACCUGUGCAACAACUUUCUACACUGGCUAGCUUUGUAUUAUUCUCUUAUAUCAUGAAUGCAACAUUUCUUAUGACCUUUAUCCCGGUGGUUAUAUUUUAUUUGUCAUUUUCCGCAUUGGUUUUGGCCACAGUUCGUCUGUUUAAAGGUGAUAAACGUUUCAGAGAAUUUACAGCCUGGUCAGCCAUGCUUGUGGACAUUAAAUCAAAUGAAGAAAGAGAAAAUGCAGAAAAUAAUUACAUUCAAAACCAUUUGUCUCCCCUUGCAUCUUUAUUGCCAGCUGUUGCACUUAUAGUUAUGUCUCAUGCUGUCACUCCUCAGGCGUUUAUUGCUUAUCCAGAGUUGUCCUUAAUCUCACUCUGCUGUCUGGCAGCUUGUUGCAAAAGUUUCUGCAAUACAGUCAUAUCAACUACUUUUAUACUACAGUUGUGUGCAACUGCAUUUGAACUACUUCUUCCUUUAAAACUUGCCACUUUUCCUGUAAUAUUUUUUCAAACAAGUGCUAUGGUUUCAGUCAGCAUUUCUUCCAUAUUUAGACUAGCAGCAUUCUGUGUUCUGCUUUCUGUGCCAUUUCAGAAAAAGUACAGAAAUUUGUUAUGUGGCUGUUUCCUUGGUUUUGUGCCACAGUUGUUUCUUAUGAUCUGGUGGGAGCUGUUGAUUUUAUUCUUAAAGGAAAGCUCCAUGCAAGGAUUGUUUCGUGCUUUGCUUGAAGCAUUUGCCAUAAGUUUUUCAAUACAUGCUUUCAUUAUUGUGUUAAUUUUAUUCUUUCUCAGUUCACUUGCCACUUUGCACUUUGUACAGGUUUUGAUUACUCUUCUUCUUCUUCUUCUGCCACUCUUGUAUGUUAAACUAUCUCAAAAAUGGGAAGACCUUUAUGUGAAAAUUCCAUUUUCUCACAUCACACCAUCCCAGAAGAUACUAGCCACUGUUUUAUCAUCAGUAGUUAUUAUACUUGUACUUCUCCUUUACCAACCAGCAGGUCUUUCUGUCACAAACUCCAACCUGAAGUUUGAAGAUUAUCGUAAAGUAUGCAUUGACCAACAAUUUUCCAACCAAGCAAUUGUACAACGUGCGUGUCACCACCUUGAUGGUCAUUACAUCAAUUGGAAAGGAAAUGUGACAAAUAUUCGAAUUCGUUCAAUUGACAAUAAGUUUGAAGGUGCAUUGAGUGUUUUCCCUGGUGCUAUUGCAAAUUGGUUAAGUUGUGUUUACGGAGAUAAUUAUUCAACUGAUGAUCAUUGCUCAAACAAGUCGUGUGACCUUAAAUCAUUAUCUCAACAUCGCUGCCACUUAGAAAGAUACAACAGCUACACUUUUGAUUUGACUGUGUCAAUAAAUGACACUGAUAUCAAGCUUACUGCUGGUAAUACAAUGAAGAAUUUCAUCUUUUCUUUGCAACCUUUUGUGGAAAUCAACUUCAAGGGAUUAUUGGAUUCUGACCACAAUCAAGUUACUUUGACAUUUGUUAGGAUAGAAAGUGACAAAGAUGUUAAAAGUCAAGUUGCAGUUGUGGCAAGACAUCAAGUUGCUGAACUUCUUAUGCAUGCUGUUUAUUCUUUGUUUCAAUUUGCAUUUGGUCCCACUGUUGAGAUUUUGGGUGCAACUUUGUAAAUUUUCUAUGCAACUUCUUGCAUUUAAACACAAUUUCUAUUUAGCACUUAACACACUAACACUUAACUGUAAGAUUUGACUUACUAUUGCACAUAUUUAUCUGUAUAUUGCACUUCUGUAAAUACCUUAAUCCUAAAUACUAUACCUGUGUAAGAUUUAUCUUUUUAAAAUCCAUAUUUUAUUAUGUCUAUGUUAAAAUUUUAUAGUAGGAUGUAUUGUUUUUAAUCAUACUGAGAGACUUUUUUUGUGAUUAUACAGAAAGCAGCCUAUCAAUAAAUUCCUUCAAAUGUA
Molecule: messenger RNA, 2464 nt
Organism: Ciona intestinalis (vase tunicate)
Lineage: Eukaryota; Metazoa; Chordata; Ascidiacea; Phlebobranchia; Cionidae
Source: RefSeq, a predicted model, not a curated record